GGACUUGACCACAGUAAGAAAACUACAGCCAGUCACAACAUCGGCUUUUACAGCGCUGACCACUCAGUCACAUCCCUGCAGGACCUGCGACCAAACCCUCACAACCCCCACUGACCAGUUAGGCCAGACUGAACCGGGCAGGGCUCUGCGUUGGCUGGUGGUGUUGGUGCUUGGACUGUGCUGUUGAUGUGCAGUGAUGUGCUGCGCCUCACUGCGGUGUUCAUUCGGGUGCUGCGGCGCGGCGCUGCUCCUGUCCAGCCUGACUGCGGUCAUCCUGUGGCCUGCGGUCAGUUCUGAGCCAGUGCAUUGUGCUUGGGGUCCAUGGUCAUCAUGGUCAGCCUGCGACGCCUGCUCCAAAUCACAGACGCAGAUCCGCUCAGUCUCAGUGUAUCCCCAGUUUGGGGGGCUGCCGUGUUCGGGUGACUCCCUUCGCACACAGAGCUGCGAGACCACUCAAGGCUGCCCCCUGGAGGAGGGCUGUGGGGAGCGCUUCCGCUGCCAGUCUGGUGAAUGUAUCAGUCAGUUUCUGGUGUGUAAUGGAGAUGUGGACUGUGAGGACAACUCAGAUGAGCAGCGAUGUGAGAACAGAGAACAGAUCUGUAACCUACAGAAACCCCCACCACAGAUAGAGCUCACCGGCUUUGGGUAUGAUGCAGUGCGGGGGGAGUUUAGAGGGUCAGUUAUAAACACUAAAAGUUUUGGUGGUCAGUGCAGGAAAGUGUUCAGUGGUGAUCAUAAGGACAUCUACAGACUCCCAAACAGCGUCCUCAGAUACAGCUUCCAGGUUACGGCUAAAAACGACUUUUCCAGUGAGUUCUACUCCAGCUCCUGGCACUACAUGAAGAACAUUGAUAACCGUGAGAACACAGAAGGAACCACUGCAGGGCACAAUUACUUCACAUCUAGUGAAGACCUGAAAAAAAUACAGUCUCGGCACCUGGUGGUCAUCAGCAGUGAUGUAGAAGUGGCUCAGUUUCAGAAUCAGCCACCCCAGAACCUCCCACUGUCUGAGGAUUUCUGGAAGGUUCUUUCCAAACUGCCGGUGGUGUACAAUUACGCUGCAUACCGCAGGGUUCUGGAGAGAUUUGGGACACACUUCCUGUCAGAGGGAACGCUGGGUGGGCAGUUCAGAACCCUGCUGCACCUCAGCCAGGACUUCAGUCAGAAGAGCCAAUUCGAGAGGCAUGAUUUUAGAGAGUGUGUCACAGAGACCCACACUUUCCUGUUCUUCUUCAGCUCGACGACUGUAAGAUGCAGAGAGUUUUAUAACUUCUUAAGGAGAGAAGAGGACAACUACAAGCGAGAGCAAAAUAAAAACAUUGUUAAGGCAACAGCGAUUGGAGGACACACUGCUUACAUCUCAGCGCUCACGGCUCUGGACCCGAGCACAGCAGUGGAGAACUGGAAGCGUUUCUCUCAGUGGGCGGGAUCAGUGAAGGACCUGCCGACAGUCAUCAGCCAGAAGAUCCGGCCACUGUAUGAGCUGGUGAAGGAGGUUCCAUGUGCUGGGGUGAAGAAGCUCCACCUGAGGAGAGCUCUGCAGUCAUACCUGAGCGAGAGGAGCUCCUGCCACUGCCAACCCUGCCGCAACAACGGCCUGAGUGUGCUGAAGGAUGGUGUGUGUGAGUGUGUGUGUAAGGCGGGUACAAGAGGUUCUGCUUGUGACAUCGGAGCUCCGGUGGAGGAACAGCCAGGAGUGAUCGAUGGAGGUUGGAGCUGUUGGUCAGCGUGGGGUGUCUGUUCUGCUGGCCGUCAGAGCCGCAGUCGCUCCUGCAGCCGCCCGCUGCCGCAAAACGGCAAAAACUGCAUCGGAAACUCUGUGGAAACGAUCAACUGUGACGAAGAGGAGGAGCUGCAGUAUCUGCGUACAAUGGAGCCGCACUGCUUUGAUCAAACACUGGAACCCGGUAAGAGGUGCAGACACCCACCACCUCUGCGCAACGGCUUCACCCAGGACCCUAAAGACGUGUACUUGGUGGGCAAUAAAGUGGAGUACUCGUGUAUUGAUGGCUAUCAGCUGAUCGGAGAUCCAUUUGCUGAGUGUGUGGAGGAGCAGACGUGGAGGAGAUCUCCGCAGCAGUGCAGGAGAUCCGUGUGUGAACCCCCUCUCCUCCCUGCAGACGUUUCUGGAAGUCCGUGGAACCUCAGCUACAGAAUCGGAGAAACGAUUGAGCUGAGCUGUCCUGCAGGGAAAGAGAGAGACGGACCAUCUCAAAUCCGCUGCAACUCCGGCCUGGCCUGGUCACCUCAGCCUGAAAACACGAAAUGCCGCGCAGUGGUGACGACUCCAUCUCUCGAAUGCCAGCCGUGGGAAAAACUGGCCAAAGAUAAAUGUGUCUGUAAAGUUCCCCACGAGUGCGAGCCGUCUCUGGAAGUGUGCGCCACCAUCUCGGAGCUCCAGCGGACCAGAAGGCUGAGUGUCUGUAAGGUUCGGGCCAUGCAGUGUAUGGGUCACCAGCUUAUCUUAGCUGAACGCAGCGCCUGCCAGUGGCCAGAGCCGUCCACUGCAGCCUGCCCACAGUGCUCUCUGUGGACCCUCUGUGAUGGUCAGUCGCAGGUGUGUCGCUGCCGGACGCUGGAGGAGUGCACGCCGCCCGGCCGCUGGAUCCAGGUGUGCGCGUUACUGAGUGGAGAGUCCACACCGUCCACCGUGUCUGAAUGCGAGGUGGGGGUCCGACAGUGCAGGGGAGAGACCCCCAACAUCCUCAGCAUGCAGCCCUGUGUCGUCUAAAGGCACUAAAAGCAAUAAUCAAAAAACCUCGGCUAUUAGCAUUAGCAUGCCUAAAGCCUCUCACUCUUGGCUCAGAUGUGUCAGUGAAUGUGGUUUCCCUCUUCGGCCGCUUCUCAGUGCAAUGUGCUGUUUCACCUUAAAUAAUGCAGCAUGUAACUGCUUCACCACUUAAGGUGGAACUGAGAAUUCCGAAGAGAAGCGGCUGAAUAGAGAAGCCACAUUCCACUUCAUGGCUCAAACCUGCCUCUAUAAACAGAAAGUGUGGCUUUCAGCUUCCUAGAUUCGUCUUUUCUCACGCGCUCCAUGAAACGUACCUUGUUUUUGACUCUUUAUUCUGAAUAAAUGAAAAGUCUCCA
Molecule: messenger RNA, 3087 nt
Organism: Pygocentrus nattereri (red-bellied piranha)
Lineage: Eukaryota; Metazoa; Chordata; Actinopteri; Characiformes; Serrasalmidae
Gene: c7a
Product: complement component 7a
Exons: 18
Coding region: 197-2731 (844 amino acids)
Biological process (GO): immune response
Cellular component (GO): membrane attack complex
Molecular function (GO): protein binding
Source: RefSeq, a predicted model, not a curated record